This is a messenger RNA of Coccomyxa subellipsoidea C-169, 543 nucleotides long. RefSeq lists its product as hypothetical. The transcript is spliced from 4 exons. Bases 1 to 543 code for a protein of 180 amino acids. NCBI's taxonomy places the organism in Eukaryota, Viridiplantae, Chlorophyta, Trebouxiophyceae, Coccomyxaceae. The record is from RefSeq and is a predicted model, not a curated record.
AUGUCGAGGAGGAGAUUCGCCAGCUCUUCCACAGUGAUGGACGACGAUGAAGCUCUGGACUUCAAGCCAGCAGAUGGGCAGCAACGGCGGCAGGUUUACAAGAACUUGAAGGCAGUGGCAAUAGCAAUGGCGCUGCCACCUUCAAGGCAUCUUGCCACGAUGCUCACAGAGCCUGCACGUGAAGCGCUGAAAAAAGAACUCAAAGCUGCCAGCAUGAGCAGCAUUGCUGCUUCUGGAGAUGACAUCAGCAGCUAUAAGGAGUCCUCACAGAGCCUGGCUGAUCUAGCAGCAGAGCAACAGAAACCCGCCAAUGCAGAAACACACGCUGCCAAGGCAGCGCAGCAGGCUGACUUGGCAGGGCAGUCUGAUGUGGCAGAUGAGUCAUGCAAGAGUCAGAUAGAGGCAAUUGAGGAGCUGAGGCGCCAGAAUAGGGAGCUGACUGGACGGCUGAGUCAGCGGGAUGAGGAGAUGCGUGCGAUGACUCAGACAACCAACCACCUCUUUGCUGAGAUCAGCGCACUCAGGGCAGCCAGUCAGAAGUGA